This is a messenger RNA of Notechis scutatus (mainland tiger snake), 1754 nucleotides long. The record is from RefSeq and is a predicted model, not a curated record. Lineage: Eukaryota; Metazoa; Chordata; Lepidosauria; Squamata; Elapidae.
AUGGCCUCCACGGAGGGAGACGGCGAGGCUGUCCAGACGGGCCCGGCCUUCAAGGAAGUCUGGCAGGUGAGCCUACGUCCUCGGGGCCUGGGCCACUCCCGGAACCUGGCCGGGGUCUACCUGCUGUGCCUGACCGAGAAGACGGUCAGCCUGGUGAGGCUGAACACCGAGGAGGCCGUCGUCGUCCUACAACUGCUCAACAUCCGGCGCUGCGGCCACGCGGAGAACUACUUCUUCAUGGAGGUGGGCCGCUCGGCGGUCACGGGGCCCGGCGAGCUCUGGAUGCAAGUGGAGGACCUGGUGGUGGCCCAGAACAUGCACGAGACCAUCCUGGAAGCCAUGAAGGCCCUCAGCGAGGACUUCCGGGCCCACGGCAGAGGGCAGGCCCUGCCUUCCACGCCCAUCCUGGUGCCGGCCCGACGGCAGCCCCACGCCAAUCCUCCGCCGGGACAAGGGACCUUCCCGUGGAGGAGCCGCUCCGAGGGAGGGAUGACGUCUUCGGGUCGGAGCCCCGCGACCCCGGGGCCAAAGAAGCUGGCGGGCCGGAAGGCGGAUUCCUUGAGCGACUACAGCGCCCUGUCGUCCGACGAAGGCGGCUCCAGCCCGGGAGAGCUGCGUCCCCCUGGCACGCCGGAUCCCUUGAGUGCCGCGGCGGUGGACAGGGAUCUCGACUACGUCAGCAUGGGCCAGCGGGCCUCCCUAGGCAAGUGGCCCUUGGAAGGCCCACCCAGCCAACGGGCAUCUCUGCCUCCGUUGGUCCUGGGCAAGGGAACCCCCGGGCGGCUGCGUCGCCGGCAGACGGCUAGUCCUUCCGCCGUUUCGGCAAGCUACCCUGACGGACUAAAUGUGCCCGUCGGAGACCCGGGGUACAUGGCUAUGCUGCCUGGGGCGGCCCUGAGCCCCGAGGAGCAGGACUACGUCCCCAUGACGCCCAGCGGCGUCUCUCCGUCCCAGGAAAGCGGGGGCUACGUGUUGAUGUCCCCCAGCCGGAGCUGUUCCCCGGACAUGACGGCCCAGUGGGCUGCAGGCGGCGGGGAGGGGAAAUCUCCGUCCGGCGAGUACGUCAAUAUGUCGCCGGCUGGCCCGCCGGCCCUGGACAUCCCCACGGAGUACUUGUUGCUGGGGCCCCCGCCGGUCUUGUCCCCGCCGCACUCCUCCAGGCGUGGCCCCCAUGCCCGCUGGGCCCCCAUUGGCCCCCGACGCCUCUCCUGCUCCUCCUCCACUAGCUCGGAGAGCCUCGAAGAGGCCGCCCACUACCCCGUUGGCCUGUUUGCUGACCCGCUCCGUCGGCCUCUUUGUUCGGGGUCCGACUACGUCAACUUGGCGCUCCGAGGGACGCCCGCGGACGCCGGGCGGGUGCCGUGGGCCGGUUGGCCCUGCGAGGCCGAGGGGAACCCGCCGCCCCCGCCACUGGACCUGGCCCCCAGGGAGAGCGGGCUGAACUACAUCGACUUGGACCUGGGCAGAGGGUCUGUCCCGGACCUGGCCGCCUUCCCUCGGCGCCCGUCGGCCGGCCCCCACCAGGCAGGAGCCCCCCACAGCUACGCCAGCAUUGACUUCCAGCGCCUGGGGGAGCUGCCCGGGCCGGAGGAGACCCCCAAAGGGCCUCCAGAACCCUGACCUUCUUGCCCGGACCUCCAAAGGCCGUUCGGCAUCGGAUCUCGGGCCGAUCAUCAAAUCAAAUGACUUCUAUAAUAUAAGGAAAUCAAAUACAAAUAAAAUAAAAUAUAAACUCCAAAGCAGCAAAUAAAAAU